AUGGGUGCCGCCCAACGCAAGGAGGCGUCCGAGUAUUUCACGGCGGCGCUGACGUCCGACGCUGCCACCGCCCCUGACGAGUUAGAAUUUCUUUCUAAGGUGAAGCAGUAUGAACGCAGCCUCUGCAAUGGCUCAGAGCUCUACGGCGUAGCGGAGCCGAUUGCCGCCGCGGUGAUGAGCAAGACCGCCGAGACGGGGCGUGUGCGCUGGCUGCUGCGGCUGUGCAGUGAGGUCAUGCGCCGGUGUGUUGAAGCCCCCCACAGCAUAGAUGCCAGCACACCGGCGGUACUACACCUCGCUGAGCUGCUGCUGCGCCACAUCCUGCGGCUGACCAAAGGGUGGUCCGCGGCGCUUGCUAACGUCCUGGAGGCGACGGGGAAAUGUGGCGAGGAGAUACCGUUGGGCGAUGCGCCACUUGAGGACACCGCCGCGCUGCUGUGCCGUAUGGCGUUCUCUUUCGUGGUGCGCGUGCCGCUUGACGCGGCGACGGUGGCAACACACUUCGGUGUGCUGCGACUGCUACUCACGAUGACGUCGACGGCGCUGCACCACGGCACGGAAUUCCAGGAAGACACAAUGGACCUUUUCACGGAGCUGAUGUUGUCGUCGCCGUUGCUAGACGAGUGCCUAUCCACGCUGCUCCAGACCGUUGUCUCGUGGGGGAAACUGAGCUGGACGGCAAAGUCGCCGGCGCUCUACCACGAAGGGCAUCAGCCAUCCUUCCUCAACCUCUUCCACGUCUUUAGCACCCCCGCCACAGCGCCCGGGUUCGCAAGCGACAAGGGCGCGUAUGUGCUUGAAGUGCCGUGCUCGAUGACGUCCAAUGCCGCCUCCGCCGCCAGCGGCGUUGGUGCCUCUAGCGCUUCGACCAGCGCGCACCCCACAGACCCUGCCGCGGUGCUUAUGAAGAGCUGUAGCUGCUGGGAGCAGGUGGGCCGCCACGCCACGGCGCUGCUGUGCGUGCUGGUCGUUUAUCAAAAAGGCGGCGCCCGGAACCCGGCCCUCGAGUACGUGACGGCGAUACGGGAUGGCACCCCGGUAUCGUUCGUCGCGCUGCUCUCAGCUAUCCGGUCGCGGCUGACGAGCUUCCCUGAGGUGUUGAUCCUACUGUAUGUGCUGCUGCACGAUCACUGCACGUUCCUGCACACGGUGCUGACCGAGGAUGCCGCGCUACUCGUCUCAACGAUGCAGGAGCUGCUGGAGAUGACGAGCAGAACGUGUAGAAACACGGCGCGGCCAUCGCAGGCCGCUGCUGCUGGUACGGCCGGCGACGUCUUGCAGAACGCCGUACUGGGGCGGAUCAUCUUCCAGCUGCGCAUCUUCUCGUACCCCUUCAUCAACUUCAUGGCCAGUACGCUGCUGCUGCUCGUCUCGCAGGACCGCGUGGUGAACCGACUGCUGUGCAACACGCCGUGCCUUGGCAAGCACUUGCUAGAGCGCUACGAUGCAAAAGCCUCUGUUGGUGCGCUUGCCGUCGUAGUGCUCUCACUCGGCAUCCUCAAGGGGCUGACGGAGCGCAACGAGGCGCUCAUCGCUGUCUUCGCGCCAUGCCUGGUGAACCUCGCACCGUUUGUUCAAGGCAUAGACCCGUACACGGCGCAACGCGUGUCGGCGCUGCUGACGCUCGCGUUAAAGAAGAUUCAUCGCGCGAGCGCACUCUUGAUGGCAUCUACGGCGACGACCACCGCCGAAGGGAACACCUGCGCCAGUACCACAGCGGAGACUGUCGGCCAACCGACUGCCGCGCCAGACGACGUGGGCAGCUCCAUUAGCAGCACCAGAGGUAGCAUCACCACGGUGGUGACGUCUGCCGAGGAUGUACGGGCGCUGGAGGAGAUCCUCACCAUGUACCUGCGUCAACUACGCAUCGUUGUAGAAGGCGUUGAAUCGCUGCUGCGUGGUGCCAGCCGGCACAACGAGCAUCUCAUCUACGAGUUGCUCUACGUCCGCAACCGCAUUAUUGACGAUGUCGAUGCCGCCGUCGAGGCACAGUGCCCGCACGCCCAGCCGACAAAGCAGCUGCUCACAAACUUGGCCGAUAUGAUCCGGAACUGUGAAGCCGACAUCGCCAGCUCCAACCAGGCGCAGAGCCCGCCGGAGAUUUUGGCGAUUCUGCGGCGUGGUCAGCAGGCACAGCAGCAGCAACAGCACGACCAAGGCAAGAGUGGUAGCAUCAGCGGCAGCAAUCGCAAGGACGCGAGUGGCGGCGACGACGGCGGCGGUAGCUACACGGGUGUCAGCGUAUCGAGGGCCAGCAGUUUGAUGGCUGAACCAUCCGUGGCGGUGACAAUCGCGGAAGACGCGAUGACGGGCUCAGAUGGCGCCUCCGUCGACUUGGUGUACAGCUAUGAGGAGUCGCCGCACAGCUACGACUUCUUCGGGCCUUUUGUGUGGGCGACGUUGUUGAGCGCCGGCCAGUUGCCUGGAGCAGCGCUGUGGUGCCGCCACAGCAGCGAGCUCCCGUUGUUUCCACAUUGA
Messenger RNA from Leishmania braziliensis MHOM/BR/75/M2904, 2478 nucleotides. RefSeq lists its product as hypothetical. Gene Ontology annotation, cellular component: Golgi apparatus. The record is from RefSeq and is a predicted model, not a curated record. Gene Ontology annotation, biological process: Golgi organization. Lineage: Eukaryota; Euglenozoa; Kinetoplastea; Trypanosomatida; Trypanosomatidae. The transcript has a single exon. Bases 1 to 2478 code for a protein of 825 amino acids.